Molecule: messenger RNA, 983 nt
Organism: Suillus clintonianus
Lineage: Eukaryota; Fungi; Basidiomycota; Agaricomycetes; Boletales; Suillaceae
Exons: 1
Coding region: 185-838 (217 amino acids)
Source: RefSeq, a predicted model, not a curated record
CCUGCCUUCGCAUUCAGCACCGCAGUGAUCAUCCAGGCACACCUCGGUUGUUUUGCUUCUUCGUUCGUGUUCCAGGGUUUUAAUCGCGUGCCAUUUCAUCCGCCGUCUGUAUGUUAUGUUCUCAACUUCUGUCCUGUUAAAGUGAAGCGGCCAUUUUUUUGCUCCCAGAACAUGGCGUCGAUGGAUGAAUGAAUACCCAUCAUCAUCAACCUACGUACGUUGCCCCGACCGGCGCCUUGCUUCUUUCAUCGCGGACAAGGGAAUUUCCGCUCGGUUGGUUCCGCAGGUACAUCGUGCAAUGUGGAUGUUCAAAACUUGUUUUAGGGUUUGUCCUGUCCGCUCUGCGACCACUCCCCGAUGGUACUCCAGCACGAUUGUGGAACUCGCAGGCUGCAGAGGCCUGGGGUAUUCUAUGCGCCACCGCUUUGUCCUCCCAGAACAUGACGUAGAUUGGCAAAAAUGUUUAGCAGAUCGAAGGUCACCUGGUCAUCGGUAUCGUCAUCAUUCGUCCUGUCCCUCCGUCCAUUUGACUUGGCUUUUAUAUUCACGUUACGCCCUAGUGACUAGUUCCCCAGCUGGGCACGCAUACCCGACCGCCUUGCUUCCUUUCUUUUUGCACCACAUUAACAUCCGGAGUGUGGAGCCGAGUUCGGGUGAUCUAUUCUCAGACCGGAGAAGGUCGAAGUACAAAAGUUCCUUGAUAGAUGACACUGCUUUGCGUCAUCGCGAGGUUUAUAAGCUUUGCGCAACGGAAAUAGCAGAAGCAGAUACUAUCUACACGAGCUCCACGAGUGCUCUACCCUGGUCCGUGAUCUCGAUGGUCGAUGGCAAUAAAUGAGAAGACACGAGCUGCACAAGUCGCCGACGGGUGAUCUAUGUACGUCGUCCUCUCGGGACCUCUCGAUUCUCGAAGCAAUAAAAUGAAAACUGCCGAGGAUCAUCGAUCACCGCCGGUACUCCCUUUGACCUUGUCGUUCGCAUCC